Messenger RNA from Chionomys nivalis (European snow vole), 2515 nucleotides. It is a transcript of the gene Tmem215, whose product is annotated as transmembrane protein 215. Bases 275 to 970 code for a protein of 231 amino acids. The transcript is spliced from 2 exons. NCBI's taxonomy places the organism in Eukaryota, Metazoa, Chordata, Mammalia, Rodentia, Cricetidae. The record is from RefSeq and is a predicted model, not a curated record.
CUCGCUGCGCCAGGCUCCGCUUCCAGAGCUCCGGAGACCUACACGCCAAGAGCCAGGCUGGGAAAGACCCUCCUCCUCUGUCCCACUUCCUAUGUGCGGUGGAAAAGCCAGGCUCGGCUCUUGGAACCUAGGGGGAGGAUCGAGGGACAGCCUAUACGAAGGUUUCUGGAGACAUUCAGGCUCUCCCCAUUUACGGGAGGUGGCAGGAGCCUUCAGAAGAGAGAAGGGGUGCUCCCUGGCUACCAAGCAGCUCCCAACCUGAAUGGAGUGAAAGAUGCGGCCUGAUGACAUAAAUCCGAGGACUGGGCUGGUGGUGGCCCUGGUCAGUGUUUUUCUGGUCUUUGGCUUCAUGUUCACUGUCUCUGGCAUGAAGGGGGAAACUCUGGGGAACAUCCCUCUGUUGGCCAUCGGGCCAGCCAUCUGCCUACCAGGCAUCGCAGCCAUUGCUCUGGCCAGGAAAACCGAGGGAUGCACCAAGUGGCCGGAGAAUGAGCUACUCUGGGUCCGCAAGUUACCCUGUUUCCGAAAACCCAAGGACAAGGAAGUGGUGGAACUGCUGAGGACCCCGUCAGACCUGGAAUCUGGCAAGGGGAGCUCAGAUGAACUGGCUAAGAAGGCAGGCCUCAGAGGGAAGCUGCUCCCACAGGGGCCAGGUGAGGUGCCUAUGGCCAGCUCCAUUACUACCCCCUCACCCACAGAAGAAGCAGAAUGCCAGAGUCUAGUCCAGAGUGGGCGUCAGGAGGAGACGUCCAGAUAUCUGGAUGGCUACUGCCCCUCGGGCAGUUCCCUCGCCUACAGUGCCUUGGACGUCAAGGGCUCAGCUGACCGCCCUGAGCCUGAGGACAGCAUCUUCUUUGUACCCCAGGACAGUAUAAUCGUCUGCUCCUACAAGCAGAACAGCCCUUAUGACAGAUACUGUUGCUACAUCAAUCAGAGCCAAGGCAGGUGGGACCACGAGACAAUAGUCUGAUCUGGGCAGCCAAGGGUCCCGUGUUGACAGACACGUUGCUACACUCAGCUUCUUUCAAUGGAAGAAAAUCUCUGCUCCAACAGCCUUCGUACUCUUAGAAACUGGCAUGGUAUGUGAUGGGGUGCAGACCUCUGGUGCCUGAUACUUAUGUAAAUACGCAUGUAGGGGGCAGAUUUUAGGGACGAGCUGAGGUUUACUUCUCUUUAGAGAAGAGGAAGUAAAUAGGGAAAAAAAGUUCCAUUUGCUUCUGAACAAUUUAAACAAUGUUGAAUGCUUUGUAAAGCAGCCCCCAAAGUGCUAAGGAUGCCCCUGGUGACAGUCAGGGGCAUCUAGAGAGAGCCAGGUAUCAAAGGAUGCAGAGCUGUCCACAUAGAAGCUGGCUACUUGUGCCUGAAGAAAGGGGAGGGAAAGUUUGUGUUCCUUUAUACAAAAUGAGUUUUGCCUGUUGAAAAUGUUGAAAAGCUUUUCAUGUAUGGUAGCUGCUGGAAGAAAUAAAAAUCAAGAUAGAAUAGAUAAACCCUCCUCCUUAAAUGGGUUGGAUUUUGGAGGAAGGGGAGUUAAAGAUAGCUGGAAUGUAUAAUUGAGUCCUGGCCUCUAACAAGGUCACAUUUCAAAUAAAGUGUUGAUUAUGUUAUAUGAAAAGUUAUUAUUUCAGAUGGCUGUGUUACGUCUUAAACUCUUCAUUUGAGUUGAUUUGCCGGAACUUUAUCUGAAGUUUUUAAAUAUUUACUAACAUUCAUGUAUUUCCUUACCAGGUGCAAAAUGACUUGAUGUAAUAUUUUCAUAGAUUAGAAUUUCUUUUUAUCAAGACAAAACAAAAUUUACAUAUAUACACAUAUAUAUAUACAUAUAUGUCUCUCUGUCUUCAACAUUUCGUAGAGGCAUGUACUAGGAAUUACUAUAUGUCUUUUAAAACAUGAAACUGCAAAGUGAACUAACUAGUCCUGAACAUUCUGAAAAGUCCGAAUUAAAUGCAAUGGUUAUAAGCCUCUGGAAAUGCUGUCAUGUGUACAUUUGUUCAACAGCCUCCCGCCCCCAACCACGACUGUAAAUGCCAAUGAAACAAGAGUUUAUUUAUAAGAUUGAAUUGAAGCUCAUAUUUCAUUAAGUUCACUGGACCAGUAAAAUUUACAUGAUAAAAAUCUCAGUAUUUCCUAUUUUGUGGCUGAGGGAAGAAACAUCAUAAUGGUAUCCUAAAAUUUAUUUCCUGGUUUUUUUUUUUUUUUUGCUUAAUUGCAACCGAUAAGAAGAAUAAUCAGCUGAUACGUCGUUUUACCCCUCUUGUAGAAUAAAUGCAUUUAUAAGAACAGUGACAGAUUUAGUCUUGAGAAUUAGGAUUAUUUUAUACCCUUCAAUGAAAUUUAAUUCUAAUUAUUAUACCAAAUAGUUUUAGUCACCUCCCAAAAGGUGACUUGAGGACAAAAAAUUGGGGAGCUCAUCUCUUUUAUGUAUUUCAAGUUCAACUCUGUGAUUCUUAAGAAUUAUACUCGUAAAAGUCAUAAUUUUUGAAUGAUGUUUGAGAUCAAAAGUAUGUCAUCUUUUUAG